CAUUCAUUCUCGUCGGCAGAUGGCGGAUGCAGUAGACGCCUUCCGUCAGUCGCGCAUAGACAACUCGUCGAGUACAGUGCUAUAUUCCGUUUCGCUCAGCACCAUUUUGUGUAUAACAUUUCGAACGGGACAUUGUGUGUAUGUGCUCCGUGAAUAAUUGUAAACCACGAACAAAGUGUACAACGUAGUUUAGUGUUUCACUUUCGACAUGCCCGCGGAGGGAUCGAUGCGAUAUCUCGGGCGCUCGUAGAAACCGCGCCUCCGUCAUGAGCGAGUGAUCGUCGACGUAAAAAAAGUUGACACAGGAAACAUGUCUGGGCGGACCGCCGACGCGGAUGCGAGCGAAGGGUUCGAGUUCGAAAUUCGAAAGCGGUCAUGUCAUCGCCUCUCGGAUUUCGUAUAAGUCACCGUCCAAUGUCAAAAUCGUGCACUCACCGCGAGCGGCGAGCGUCCGGAGCCAGCGGACAAUGCAGUCGUUGGUAGUGUGGUGGGCGGUGGUAUCGGCGGCCUGGGCGCUGGCGGGCGCCUGCUCCAGCUCCAUCUCCAAGCGGCCGGCGAGGCCGGCGCGCCCGCAGCGCCCGCCGCCGCAGCCGCAGCCGCAGCCGCGCCUGAAUGUCACCUUCCCCAUCUUUAAGUGCGAGCCUGAUUACUCGGAAUACUACUGUCUCAACGGCGGAAAGUGCUUCACCGUCGUCAUCUCGGACAGCCCCAUCUACAACUGUGAGUGUCAGAGUGGAUACGUGGGCCCGCGGUGCGAGUUCAAGGACCUGGACGACUCGUACAUGCUGACGAGCCGGCAGCUCAUGAUGGAGACGGCGUCGAUAGCGGGCGGCGCGACGGUGGCGGUGUUCCUCGCUAUUCUAGUCUGCUUCGGCGCGUGGGUGCGCCUGCACCGGCGAGGCAAGGCGCCGCUGUCGCCGGAGCGCGGGCUGGUGCAGCUGGUGGCGGUGGCGGCGCCGCGGGGCCGCGUGCAGCUGUGUGCGGCGCCCGCGCCCGCGCCCGCGCCUCCUCCGCGCUAGUGCCGUGCUUGUUCCUCGGACUCUGCCAGAGCGACCUGUUCAUACUGUAUCUUGUGUACAUAUAGUUAGAUUAUGUGUUAAGUUAUGUGGAGAGACCGGGAGAUAUAAAAUUUAUGUGAUAAUUAUUUUACGAAGCUCAUAAUUUAUUUUGAAGUAAUUUCUUUUGUAUAUACCGGAUCCGAGCCAUUCUGAAGUGUUGCGUUUGUCAAAUUUCAGUCCUUCCCUCGGUGUUUGUGAAAUGUAAUCUGUAUUAUUUUGUUCAUAUUCAGUGUAUUGGACUUGUGAGAUCAGUGACGACCAUGUACCUAAGGCUACUCGCUUCAAGUAGAGCUGUUAUGUUGUGUAUUGUUGGCACUAUAUCGCAGGAGGCAGGAGACUUGUCUCUCUGAUGUAAAUAACUUAUCUCAUUUUCUGUUUGUUGUAUUUAAAAUUCUUAUUGGAUUUGUAAUUGAAAAACUGAUAAAUGUAGUUUGGCAUAUUUGCAUCAUACGGACAAGUGUUUCCUGCGGGUGGGUGGGUGCCUCUGGUUCCACUGCAUGUUAUUGUUUUGUAAUGUAGCAAAUGUUUAGUAAGUGGGCUCACUGUAUGCCCCUGGUUAUCGUGCCUUGCAUUGCAAUCGGUCGGCCCAUUGCAAUGCAAACAUUGUAAUAAGAGGACUAUGUGUAUAUUGAGGGUCGGGAGCAUGUGCAGGCCUCAUGGCUCGGCCCAGCCGCAGGGCGUACUGUCUAGAUAGUUGUGAAUCAAUGUUAAUUGUAUUUAUAGUUCUAUAAAGAUAGAAUGUGAUGAAUUUGGAUGCUUUUGAGGCAGUAGCGAGUAGUGCAGUUCCUAUCACCGUAGCCCCGGGCGCGCAGCCCGCACAUUCCAUCGCGCGGAUAGAGUAUUUUACUGGUGUCAGUAUUAUUUUGUAAUACGAGUGUUAAGCCGGCAGCUUUACUUUAUUUUUUAAUUUAUACCUGAUAUCCCACUGGGAUAGCGCUGUAUUAUAUUCGUUUAAAGGCUGAGAUGUGCCCUUAAUGAGAAGGCUUCUUGUAAAUAUAGCCCGUGUAGGUAUUUAUUAGAUAUUUAUGAACAUUUAUUUAUUGACUGCUUUAUUUAGUUAAAACUCGAUGAUUGGCCGCAUCCAUUUCGCCUAAUAAUAAUUAUUAACGGCUGCAAUUAAACCUUGCUAAGCACGGCCUCGCCUAUCGUAUUCCCUAUUGUAAUCUCACUGUGAAUCUCGUUUAUUGUAAAAAUCGUAAAACAUUGGAUGGUGUAUAAAAUCACUCUUGCAGUGUCGGCUGCCGCUCCUUUCCUAGUUCUUACACGAAGUUCAUCGUUAACCUCUCACUAUCUAAUAAAGCAAUGUUUUACGGUCUUUCUCUCUAUCGUCAUGUAUUCUUAAAGCUGUGUUAAUAUUGUUAAUCGCUCCAGGCGGCUCACACUGUAGGGUGACACAAAAAAAUAGCAAAUUGUUUAUGGACUGCGUCCUCUCAUGUGCGUUUGGGGACUGAUAACUUGGAUUUGUUUUACUUUAGACCAUUCUCUACCAUUCCUAUGGCUAUUUCAUGUGUUUGACGUAUAAUGUGAUGUCGCCAGCUUCUCAGUUCCCAAAGCGAGAAACUUCAUCGAAUGAGUGUUGUGAGAGUCCUGUUGUAUCGAUUCAUAUGAGAUCGUUUAUAUGAACAUUCCAAAGUAUAUGUAAAAUAUUACCUACAUCGCUAAUAAUUUUGAAAUAUCUGUUAAGAUGCUACAUUGUUAAUUAUACAGUUUUCUAUUGAUCAUUUGUUAAAAGAAAAUUAUACGAAACUAAA
This is a messenger RNA of Vanessa atalanta (red admiral), 2809 nucleotides long. Its product is annotated as pro-epidermal growth factor-like. The record is from RefSeq and is a predicted model, not a curated record. Gene Ontology annotation, biological process: epidermal growth factor receptor signaling pathway. Gene Ontology annotation, molecular function: receptor ligand activity; epidermal growth factor receptor binding. Lineage: Eukaryota; Metazoa; Arthropoda; Insecta; Lepidoptera; Nymphalidae. The transcript has a single exon. The coding region runs from base 336 to 1019 and encodes 227 amino acids.